This is a messenger RNA of Dichomitus squalens LYAD-421 SS1, 1274 nucleotides long. RefSeq lists its product as uncharacterized. Bases 75 to 1010 code for a protein of 311 amino acids. The record is from RefSeq and is a predicted model, not a curated record. The transcript has 2 exons. Lineage: Eukaryota; Fungi; Basidiomycota; Agaricomycetes; Polyporales; Polyporaceae.
CCUUCUCUUCCCUCCCCGUCGUCGUCGACUUUAAAGAAACCGUCCGCUCCUUGCGUAUCCUACAGCCCUUUGCCAUGAAGACUAUUGCGGCAGUCACCAUCUUCGCCUCGGUCGCUUUGGCCCAGCAGGCCUCCCUCAUUCCCUCCGGGAUUAGUUCUUCAUGCGAGACAUUCUUCAACACGUUCGACAAAGACACUACCCUCACCAGCUGCACGUCUUCUCUGAUCACCGCCACUGGUGCCUUUGCGCCUACUACAAACGCUACCGCGACCGCUCCCUCGGCCUCGGAUGCCAAGACCGCGCUUACUGCUGUCUGCGCCGCGAGCUCGUCGUGCGAGGAAUCUACCAUCCGCUCGAAGCUCGCCGACUUCUAUCAGGCUUGCACCCCCGAGCUUACAACGAACCAGAACAACGAGGUGAUCAGGACUUACGACGUGCUCUAUGCCCUCACGCCCCUCAAGAACGCGAUCUGUUCCAAAGACGACAGCGGGAACUUCUGCGUCUCCACCAUCGCCUCGACCACGUCCCAGUCCGCGUCCGUGCUCGACAACAUCGCCAAGGCCAUCUCCGUCCCCGUCUCUAGCUCCUCGGCCAACGCGCGCCGUGACGUCGCCCAGGUUGUCGCGUCCGUUGCACCCAACGCGACCACGAUCGCGAACAACAACGUUCUCUUCCUCCUCCUCCAGCCCAGCCUUGCAAAGGACUCCCUUUGCCAGACGUGCACUCGCAACGUUAUCACGUCUUACAUCUCUUUCGAAUCGUCGACCCCCUACGCGCCGGGUCUCGCGUCAUCAGUUCUCCUCUCCGGCCAGUCAGCCCUCUACCAGGCGGUCCAGAGCACUUGCGGCUCAAGCUUCCUCAGCGGCGCUGUCGCGGCUGCUGCCGGUCUCUCGGGCGGUAUCGUUGGUGGCGCCUCCGACUCUGGUGCCUCCCGCGCGAUCUUCGCCAACUCGGGCAUCGCUGGCGCGAUCGUCGCCGUUGCCGCCAUGGUCCUGGGCACCGCUCUCUAAGUGCUCUUCGGAGCUUAGAAUCGGUACUUCAUCAGGUUGGGUGAAUGUGGGAGGGUGCGAGCACUCGUGGCUGCUGCUGUUGAGUAUGCUUUGUAUCGGCGACGGUCCGUCGUUGCGUGUCGCUAUUCGUAACGUAGUAUACCCCGUGGGUGUGUGUUGCGUUUAGAUAAUAGGUGAUUUCUAUUCAUCUUGUUUGCCCUGUUGAACGCUGCGAAGUGUCUAUGUGGCAAGGAUACCCUUAUUGAUCGCAUUGGCUUUGGCCUG